AUGAGUACGUUUGAACAAAAAAUUGAUAUGACCCCAAAUUUCGGGAAAAUAAAAGUUGACCAAGGGGUCAAGAUUUGGUACCGUACCGCUGGCAAAUGGGGAGCUCCCACGAUUCUAUUGUUGCAUGGGUUCCCAAGUUCUUCCAAUAUGUUCAGGAAUUUGAUCCCUUUACUUGCUGCAAGGUUCUACGUAGUUGCUCCCGAUAUACCUGGUUUCGGGUUCACUGAGUAUCCCGAGGACUAUGAAUUCAAUUUUGCUAACUUGACCAAUUCCAUUGAACAGUUUUUGAAGGCUUUGAAUAUCAAGAAGUAUUCUGUUUACGUGUUCGAUUACGGUGCACCGAUUGGCUUCCGUUUGGCUUUGAAAAGCCCUUCCGCUAUUACUGGUAUUGUUGUGCAAAAUGGAAAUGCUUAUGAUGAAGGUUUAGAUGAUAGAUUUUGGGAGCCAAUUAUCAAUUACUGGGAGCAAGAGCAAACGGACCCUGAGUAUGUGAAGAUUUUUACUGAUUACCUCCAGGAUGAGAAAAACGUCAAGUCUCAAUACUUGACGGGUGUAGAUGAUUCGGUGACUGUAGAUCCAUCGAACUAUACGCUUGAUUUUGCUUUGCUAAGUCGUCCGGGUCAAACUGCUAUUCAAAUCAAACUAUUCCAUGACUACGAGACAAAUGUUGAUAUGUAUCCUGAUUUCCAAGAAUUCUUGAGAAAUGCUAAAAUCCCAGUCUUAGUUACAUGGGGAUGGAACGAUCAAAUUUUUACUGUGGAAGGGGCUGAAUCUUAUAGGAAAGAUGUGAAAUGUUUGAAAAUCGUGUACUUUAAGACCGGUCACUUUGCAUUGGAGACUCAUGCGGCUGAGAUCGCUCAUGAGAUAGUUGCUUUUUUGUACCAAAAAGUCAUUCGUUAA
Molecule: messenger RNA, 900 nt
Organism: Torulaspora delbrueckii
Lineage: Eukaryota; Fungi; Ascomycota; Saccharomycetes; Saccharomycetales; Saccharomycetaceae
Product: epoxide hydrolase
Exons: 1
Coding region: 1-900 (299 amino acids)
Molecular function (GO): epoxide hydrolase activity
Source: RefSeq, a predicted model, not a curated record